AUGACGACGGCGACUACGCGUGUCGGAGGGGGCCGGGCGCUGCUAUUGCUCGCCACCAAACUCGUGUUGAUCUUCGGCUGCGCUGUGGGCGUCGUUUCAGGGCUCUGCAUCCUCUUAGUCCGUCGAGUCCGCGAGCAUGACGCCGCGUUGGGCCUUGCAACUUCAAAACUGGACGCUCUAUCCAUCCGCAGCUUCUCCUCGCUCCAGGAGCUACAGCGCUCACACGAGACCUUCCUACACGUGUUCGCCGUACAAUUUCCCCUCGCUUUGACGUGUUUCACGAGCGUCUACGUGCUUAAACAGACGUUCGCCAUCCCUGGUUCAGCCUUGCUCAACGUGUUCGCAGGAGCGAUUCUGCCCCUGUCCCUGGCAUUCCCAUUGGUCUGCACUCUAACAGCGUGUGGGGCGUCUUGCUGCUUCCUGUUGUCCAAGAACUUAGCCUCCGAGGAGAUCGUAGUGAGCUUAAGUGAACGAUUAUUGCCUGGCAAACUGCCCAUGCUGAGACACAAGAUCGAGGACGCAACAGCACGAGGCCAACUGCUCUAUCUGCUGCUCUUCCUGCGGGUUUUCCCGUUCACUCCCAACUGGUUCCUCAACAUGGCGAGUCCGUGGCUUCAAGUGCCGCUGAAAUGGUUCGCUCCGUCGGUGGCGCUGGGACUUUUGCCGUACAACUUUAUCACCGUACACGCCGGAGCUAUGUUGUCCUCUCUUCGGAGUACGAGCGACUUGUUGGACCCACGCACGGUGGGACUCCUCGUCCUUCUGGCGCUAGGAAUGCUCGUCCCUGCACUUCUCAAGAAGAAAAACAAGGAGCGGGAAGCACAAGAGAACAGCAAGAAGGCGAAGUGA
Messenger RNA from Phytophthora infestans T30-4, 849 nucleotides. Its product is annotated as SNARE associated Golgi protein, putative. Bases 1 to 849 code for a protein of 282 amino acids. Lineage: Eukaryota; Oomycota; Peronosporomycetes; Peronosporales; Peronosporaceae. The record is from RefSeq and is a predicted model, not a curated record. The transcript is spliced from 2 exons.